Messenger RNA from Juglans regia (Persian walnut), 894 nucleotides. RefSeq lists its product as uncharacterized. Lineage: Eukaryota; Viridiplantae; Streptophyta; Magnoliopsida; Fagales; Juglandaceae. Bases 1 to 894 code for a protein of 297 amino acids. The transcript has a single exon. The record is from RefSeq and is a predicted model, not a curated record.
AUGAAUGACCCCGAUAAGCUUGUAUUACCUGCAUACGCUGAAGGCGUUAAAUAUUUCCUCACACAAGCACGAAAUCAUGCAAGUGGAAGGGAUCACAUUCGGUGUCCAUGUCGUGCAUGCCUUAACAAUCUUUGGCUGCCUAUAUUUGAGGUGGAAACCCAUUUGUCUAUUAAAGGGAUCAACCCAGAUUAUACCCAGUGGAUAUUUCAUGGGGAGGAGGAGACAACAUUGUACGUCAGUAAUGAUGAGGAGUAUGACGAUAUCAUCCAAGGAGACGAUUACAUAGAUGACAUGCAGCAUAUGUUGGAUGACAUCCGGGCAGGCACCUUUGUUGAUGUGCACCAAGAUAGCGCUCCUGCGCCAAACAGGCCACCAAUUACUGUAGAUUCACCACCAACAUCUUUUGACCAGCUACUAGAGCAUGCCCGACGCCCGCUUUUCGACGGGUGUAAAGAAUUUUUGAAGCUGUCAUUCGUUGUCAAGUUGUUACACAUCAAAUCAAUUGGUGGAUGGUCAAUUAAGUCAUUUGACAUGCUACUUGAUUUGUUGAGGUCUGCCUUUCCUAAUGCCCUCUUGCCACAAUCAUAUGAGGAGUCAAGGUCUUUGGAGCGCGGUUUGGGCUUCAAGUACAACAAAAUCCAUGCGUGCCCCAACGAUUGCAUAUUAUUUUGGAAGGAAAAUGCUGUUCUAAAUGAAUGCCCUACAUGUAAGGCUUCGAGGUGGAUACCAAAUACACACACGAUACCUCAAAAAGUGUUGCGUCACUUUCCUUUGAAACCGAGAUUGCAGCGUCUCUUUAUGUCAGCAAAGAUAACAGGUGAUAUGCGAUGGCACAAAUUGCAAAGGAUGAUAGAAGAUACAUCUAUGAGACAUCCGGCCGACUCUGAGUGCUAG